AUGGACUCCCUGACCAAGAAGACCCUGAAUGUCUCACGCUCCUUGACAUACACAUACUAUCACCAUCCACCAGCCCAGCCAGAGAAGCCCACUGUACUGUGUAUCCAUGGCUUUCCUGACGAGGCUGCCGAGUGGGCAGACCUAGCAACAACCCACCUCAUCCCUGCUGGCUUCGGUGUAGUCGCCGUUGACUGUCUGGGAUAUGCUGGCACCUCCAAGCCCCUGGAUCCUGCCAUGUACGCUUUCGAACACAUGACAAAGGACCUCACAGAGAUUCUUGACAACGAGAAGUUGCAAAAGGUCGUCUCUCUGGGCCACGAUUGGGGCUGUGCUCUCGCUCAAAGAUUCUACAACUACUAUCCUGAUCGUGUUCUGGGACUCGUCAUGGUUAAUGUUGCCUACACCGCGCCUGGAGAUCAGCCCUUCAACCUCGAUGCAGCCAACGAGAUGACCAAGAAGAUCUUCGGUUAUGCCACUCUUCCUUACUGGUACCUGUUUUCCAGCGAGGACGGCUACAAGCUUCUUGAUGAGCACCUCGAGAGUAGUUUCACUAUGCUCCACGGCCCACCGGAGAGUUGGCUAGACACAGUCUGCAAGUACGACGGUGUCAAGGAUUUCUUGCUUGAAGACAAGAAGCAACAAACCGAACCUUAUGCUACCGAAGAGAUGAAGAAUGCAUACAUCACUCGCUUCAAGCGUGAUGGAUUUGCUGCGCCAACAUGCUGGUACAAGGCUAUGGUCGGCGGUCACCAAGACUUUCAAGCCAAGAAAGCCAAGGCCAUCACUGUUGACGUGCCUUCGCUUUAUGUUGGCUUCGACAAUGACAAGGUGUGUCGUGCCGAGUCAAUUGGCAUGGCGGUAAAAAAUGGUCUUUUGCCCAAGCUCACAAACGUCACGUUGGAAGGUGGUCACUGGGGCCUGCAUGCCAAUGCUGAGAAGUUUGGCAAGACUGUUGUUGAUUGGUUGAAGAAGGAGAUGUGA
Aureobasidium vineae is the source of this 981-nucleotide messenger RNA. NCBI's taxonomy places the organism in Eukaryota, Fungi, Ascomycota, Dothideomycetes, Dothideales, Saccotheciaceae. The record is from the annotation of a GenBank genome assembly.